Messenger RNA from Pseudopipra pipra, 3408 nucleotides. It is a transcript of the gene SMLR1, whose product is annotated as small leucine rich protein 1. NCBI's taxonomy places the organism in Eukaryota, Metazoa, Chordata, Aves, Passeriformes, Pipridae. The record is from RefSeq and is a predicted model, not a curated record. Bases 113 to 400 code for a protein of 95 amino acids. The transcript has 2 exons.
AAAGGGCAGAAUGCAGAUCGGGGGAGGGAGGGGAAAGGAAGAAAGCAGGAUAAAUAAGGUCCAAACUUGUAGAUCUUAAGGAUCUUGCUUGGCAUGGUUGCCACAGAGGAAAAUGAGCAUGAGUUACAUAUUGUCGGUGUUUCUGAGGGAGCUGCCUGGCUACGUUCUCUUUGCUGGGAUCUUUAUGCCUGUGACUUUACUCCUGCUGCUGCUAAUUGCCUACUUCAGGAUCAAAUUAAGGGAAGUUGAUGAGGAACUGGCCAUGGCACAAGACCCCAGAAAUGCCCUCCUGAAUCACCGUGGACAGUGGAAGAAACCCAGGAGAUCUGGACAAAAAGACAACAAAUACAAGAACUCAAGGACAUUUAAGGGAGUCUCACGUCUCAGGAAGCAAGCUUAAACACAGUACUCAGGUCUGCAAGUUUAAAAAUAACCAACUGUAGAUAAAUACCACAGAGGAAAACAAAACAGAGAGAAGAAAUUAGUGCUGUGCUGUACAAAUGAAAUGGCUGCUGCCAUUCAAAAAGUUCUUGUAACCAUUUUGCUUUCUCAGGGGCCCAAGCAAGUGGUACUUCGUGCACCUCAGCAGAGACCAGACUUCCUGCAACAAGCUGUAUCAGUUCCCUUACAUGACACAGGAUCUGGGGGGAGGGACAGCACCUUGCACAUGAGCCCUUCCCUGGCCAACCAAGAAGAAAGCCAUGUAAUGAGCUCCUAAGAGAGCUGAGCUGGUGCACACAAGGCAGGCAGUCUUAAACUGAAGAUGCAUAAAUAGCAAGGUCAUAUCAAGCAUUGACAUCCAGGAAAUUGAAAAGAGUGAUGAACGGGAACUGAUUUUUUUAUUAGCUUGUACACUUUGGGAAAGAUUGUAAGUUUUAUAAAAUACGCUUUCUAUAAAGUUUGGAAGCAAAAUAUACAGUAAUGGUGUACCUCAUAUUGGCUGUGGAAGACAACCCACAAAAAUGCAACUCAAACUGUUUGAAAGCUCUAUUGCCUUUUGGCUUCUCUGAUUCUGAUUCUCAAGUUUAAACCCAAAUUGAUGAAGAAUGAGUGACUAUCAUUACUGUCCCUGAUGUUUACUGUCCCUGUCUGCUAGUGAUUGCUGUCUGUAAUUAACUUCCAUUAAAGCUGCUUGUCAUUUCCAAUCCUGCAAGAACAGAGUGGAUAAUGCCUUGUCUGAGAUUUUGUGUGAGUUUGCACAAUUUCGGUUCUCACAGACUUUUAAGAACUCCUUGUAAUCAUUUUAUAAAAACACUAAUGAGACCAUGACCACAGGUUUAAAAAAACACUGUAAUUUAUCAAAGUUUAUGAGAAGUGAAGAGGACUGAAAGAGCAAGUACCUUUACUAUACUUAACAGUCCUCUCCCAUUUUAAUACUACAUGAAUUAUUACAUAAUUCAUAACACUACGCAAAUAACAUAGAGUACAUUGCACUGAACAGGUGAAGAACCAGGUGUUUGCAAUUGAAAAUACAAUCUUUUGCAGGUAAGUUGAGGCAGCCACUGAAAAGAAUUUAACUUUCUCCAUUUAAGGAUGCUGCCUUCUUAAAGCAAUGAUCUGGGAUACUGAUCAGAUGCUAAAGGAGUUGUAACAUACACAAUUCCAAACACCCUUUCUCUCACCACCCAAGAACAGAUUGGCCAGGAUCACAUAUAAAAAUGCAGAAUGAAAGUUUUAGCAAGGCUUACAAAAAUUGAUUUUUUAAAUUUCACAAAGUGUCUAAGAAUGGAAAGAUCUGAAAUGUCAAGAAGUGACAUCACUCUUUAAUACCACUUUAUCUUAAAAUGGUGGUAUGGAUACCAAAGAUAAUGCCACACAGAUACAGUGGAUGCCUUUGACACAACUGCUUAUUGAGCUGUAAUUGCUAACAUGUAGGAGGAUCUGACAUUCAAGACUUAGUAACUAAUAUGUAAAGAAAAUUCUCAGGCCAUCUUGUUUUCAGUUCCAUUACUGAAUAACAGCAAGAAAUAUUUUUGUUUUCAUGCUACUGGCAUGAAACACAUUAUUGUAUCCUAUAUAAUUCCUUCAAAAAGGAAAAAAAAGUAUUUAAAUAACACCAUAGAACUAAGUAUUUCACUAGAUAAAUUAUAAAAGCUUUAUCUAAAUAUAUGUAUGGAAAGAGUACUUGCAAGGAAAUAAUUUGUCUUCAAUUAUUGAUUUUACUGAGGAGUUCUCUGUCUUCCUGUCACUAGCAAUAAUGUGAAGUUAGUAUUCCAUUCCAUCUACAACCAGUAAGCAUGUUUAAAACCUUCUUGCCUGUGACUGUUCCUUCUUCACUUCCCAGAAUAGAAUUUAAAGUCUCAACAUUUAAGUUGGAAAGGUACAGAAAAGAUGAUAAAAUGAUAAAGAAUUGUGGAAUAGCUGUUGGCAGGGGAAUGACUGGAGAGAAUGACUGCUAGGUGUCUAUUCUAGUAUCUGCAAUGAUGCUGUCAGAUGAAGCUAGCAGGGGCAGGUUCAAAAGACAUGAAAGGUGGUUUUGGUUCUUUUCCUUUUGGUUAAGAAACAGAAUGGUUAAAAUGCCUGCCAGAGAAAAUUUUCAAAAAGCAAUUAGCUAAAAAUCCAGAGGCAGAUAAAUACAGAAGACUGAUAGCCCAGUAAGUCUUCAAAAAUUGCUGAAAGCUGGAAGAAUAUUUGGGCAAGUACUUUGUAGUACAGUAUUUAUACUUACGUGCAACUACCAGUAGCCUCAGAGUCAGGGACAUGGGAGAGUUAGUCACUUAGCCUGGUCCAGUACAGCCAUUCAUAUAUACUUACCUCCAAAAACUCUGGUAGGAUUUAACAGUACAAGAAUUAUCCAUAUUUUUAAUGCUUGUAGUCUGUACUAGUAUUACUACUCCAAGUAACUUUAUUCAAGUGCAGUAUAAAAAUCCCAAACAACUGAGCAGCCUGAAAAUCAAAGUUUCAAACCUUCCACAGAUGUAGUCAGUUUGAUAGUGUGGGAUAACAGCAGUUCCAAGUAACACAUUUCCAUGGUUAACAUGCCUAAAAGCUGAAAAGCUUCCACUGCAUCCUGGCCAAAGGUACAGUGAGUUGUCAUUCUGAUCACCAUCAAAUCUCACAGACUCUUGACAUCUGUCACGGUAUUUAUUUUAUUACAUCUAUUUGAUGUUUUCUGUGGCCAAACUAAGAGUUGUUAUUCAGCUUGAUUGUCAAAUAGAAGAAUGUUACAAGAAACAAUUUGUACUACAGCUGCUCUUUGCUUUAAGCAAUAAAUCUUUUGGUUUUUUAAAAGUUUGUCACUGGAGUUGCAUGCUUGUCCUUUAUGAAACCUUUAUCUAGGAAACACUCUGUAGAACAAUUCCAACAUUCAUUACAAACCCUUAGGUGAUCAUGAUUUCAGUACUCUGUGUAGGACCCACAUGACUUGCUUUUCUAAGUAUUUCAGCAGAAUUAAUUGCUGAAUGGCCC